Plasmodium malariae is the source of this 1839-nucleotide messenger RNA. RefSeq names its product zinc finger protein, putative. Gene Ontology annotation, molecular function: metal ion binding. The record is from RefSeq and is a predicted model, not a curated record. NCBI's taxonomy places the organism in Eukaryota, Apicomplexa, Aconoidasida, Haemosporida, Plasmodiidae. The coding region runs from base 1 to 1839 and encodes 612 amino acids. The transcript has 2 exons.
AUGGCAUGCUCACCGCUGCUGAGUGAAGAGGACUUAUAUCGAUUUAGGACUAAGCAAUGCUUACGAUUAGCUAAAGGAAUGUGCAAGUUUGGGGUUGACAGGUGUCAAUACAGUCAUAAUGGCGAGUGGAUAAGGAGAAGCCCGUACUAUAUAUCUUUACCUUCUUACCUUAGGUAUAUUCCUGUAUCAUGUCCAUUCUUCAUAAAAAAUGUAAAUAACAACAAUAAUGAACAAGAUAAAGAGAAAAAGAAUACUAUUAUAAAAAAUAGUGUAUUUCUGACUAACAAAGAUGGAAGUGUAAAUAAUAAUUUUUAUAAAUAUAUUGAAGAAACAAAUAUUCAUAAAUGCCCUUUAGGUGUAGAAUGUCCAUUAGCACAUAGUAAAGAUGAAAUAGAGUAUCACCCUCUUGUUUAUAAAACGAAAAGAUGUGAAAAUUAUAAACAUGCUAAUUGUAAUAGGUAUUACUGUCCUAAUUUACAUGGAUUAGCUGAACAAAGAAAGAUUAAACAAUAUUUUAUUCCAUUUUCAAAUAAAAUUCAUAUUCCACAUUAUCCAAAUGUUACUAUAGUUAAUAAAAUACAGUAUGGCUCAUUCAAAGGGCAAAAUCAAAUUAACUCUUCCGAUAAAAAGGACAUCAUAAUACGACCCUUUAAUUCAUGUUCUUAUGAUUUUCAUUUUAUGCAUGUGAGUGAGAGAGACUCUAAUAUAGACGAGAGUAUGAAAUAUGGAGUGAACAGUAGUAUUAUGGAGAACAUAAAACAUAACAUGGUGAAAAGCAGUACGAAUAAUAAUAAGGGAUACGUUAAUAGUUAUAAUACUAGUAACAGCUACAAUCGAAAGGAAGAAUAUAGAAUAGUGCCAAAUGGUGGGGGGAAGGACCGAAAAAUUAAAGAUUUCAAAAGCAAUUCAAUUAAUGUACCAUGUGAUGAAAAGAAUAUAGUGAAGACAAGAGGAACCAGCUAUUCUACGGGAUAUCCCAUUUGGUGUUCCUACAUAUUAAAGAACAAUGGAAAUUCGUUAUCAAAAAAAAAAAAAAAAAAUUCUAUUUUUAGUUAUUUGAAUAAUUAUGAUGAUGAUAAAUCUAAGUUAUAUUUGCACAUAUUAAACAAGUUUCCAUACUUGUUUAAUUUGAAUGUUACUGACAUUCAUUCGAACAGCAGUUACUUGGGACCAGUAAACAUGACCAAGUUGCCAAAUCGUUCAGUUUUGGACGAUAAUACUACGAGUGUACUUCAUGCCAAAAACAAUGCCAGAGCCAUGUUUGACCCAGUCAUCAUUGAUGGAGAUACUCCUGGAACAACUCCUUCCUCUGCAGCCGGAUGUAGUAGAGAAAACAUUUUCUCUAAAUUUUCUGCAAAGGCAGAUGGAGUAACGGAUGCCGACAGGAGGGAAGAAAUACAAUAUGAAAUGUUUGAAGAGAAAACUAAACAUUUAUUUUUAAACAACACAUAUUACGAUAUAAUAAACCAUAUUUUAAAAAAAAAUUUAGAAAUUACGAGAAAUAAAAUAAAACAUGAACACAACUCAUCAAGUGCAUUAAUCGACUUAGAUAAUUCUCAAAAAAACUGUUCAAAUGAUCUUGUUAAUUUGGAAUUUAUUAAACGUUGCACAAGUCAAAAAGGGAACACGGAUGAGAUACAAAUUGAAUCGUAUGACAGCUUUUUAAAUUUAUUAAGCUAUGUACUAUGCUUGCUUUAUUUUACAACAAAUUCAAGAGCACAUUCCUCAUUCGACUUGUAUGCACAGCAGCUGGCCAAACAUCUACAUAGUGAAAGCAAGAAAAUGAGGGACUUUUCCAUGGGAACAAAUAUGAACAAAGCGGUAAAAGAACUAUUUUAG